UGACCAAGCGCCGCGAUGGCGACACGUCCACCUCGAUCGCCGGGGUCGUCCGGCACGGCCGAGUCCACCCUCGACGACAACGUCUCGGGUAACUACCGCCCGCUCAUGGAAGACCAACGCCGUAGCAGCUUCUCGUAUAGCCAUCAGUUUCCGUCCAACUCGGCGCGAGGGAGUAAUACACCCAACCCAUUCGCCCGCGGGUCCAUCAUUGACCGCGAGAUCCCCGCCGUUCCAGAGGACAUGGCAGCAGCGCUGUCCAAACACUCGAAACAGACAUACAACGGCAAGAUUAAGAGAUGGCCGGGCAUCGUUCUCCUCCUCCUCGUUGUUGGAGGAGCCAUUGCUGCCAUUGCUGUGUACUCGCUCCAGUCGCACGACGCGGCGACGAAACGCCGCCAGGACGUUCAGCGCGCGAUCGCAGACCGUGUUCGCAUUUCCGAUGGUUUGGAUGUAUUGUCCAACGACGACGACGUGAGCGACGACGGCGCGGUGAACAAUCCCAAGGUGUACACGCCGAUAGGGUGCGAGCUGCCCAACUACGUGAGCAAGAAGGGCAAGAUCUGGGCCGUGUCCAAGAACGGGACGGAGGUGCCGAUCGGUAUCAAGGGGGUCAACUGGUUUGGGAUGGAGACCGGGUUGCAGGCACCAUUUGGGCUGUGGGACAACGAGCGCAACGGCACAACGGUGUAUGCGGUCGCCGAUUUCCUGUCCAAGAACAAGUUUAACAGCGUCCGUCUGCCGCUGUGCGUGCAAAACAUUUUGGAAAACAAACCGCUGGAAGCCGCUAUUAUCAACAAGCAGUCGAACCGCGCGCUCGACACGAGCUCGUACAUCAGCUUGAUCCAAACGCUCGUGAAGGGCCUCGGGUUUCGCCGCAUCUCGGUCAUGAUCUCGAUGCACACGUUGGACCGGCUGAACGUAGGCGGGUCGCUGUGGUACGGCACGACGGUGACGGAAGACGAGUUUAUGCAGUCGAUCGACAUGUUGACCAACGCGCUGUGCAGCAACGAGUACUGGAACGUUCUCGGAAUCGAUGUCAAGAACGAGCCGUGGGAGGGGACGUGGGGCACGGGUCUCCGCAACGAUUUCAAGGUCGGCGCGGAGAAGAUCGCGGCGCGCAUGCUCAAAGGGUGCCCCCAGUGGAUGGCGUUUGUGGAAGGUGUGAACGCGCAGCACGAAAUUGUCCUUGAUGGCCAACCAUAUGCAUACUACGACUGGUUUGGCGGUGGCCUCCACAAAGCCAAGCAAUUUCCACCUCAACUAGACCUGCCCGACAAGUUGGUGUACGCGCCGCACUACUACACGCCCGCCGUGUUCCCGCAGUACUACCUCUUUGGCGGCGGCACCGUCGGCCAAGGCAAUGCCAUCAUCAACUACGUCGAACUCUCGAACGCGACGUUGUUGAGCCGCGUCAAAGCGACCAUGACCGACAUGUUUGGGUUCUUGAACGAGGCAAAGGGCCCGGCCGUCGUGCUCGGGGAGUUUGCCGGGCUCUACACGAAGGACGCGCAUCCGCGCAAGACAACGCAGCGAUGCACGGACUUUACCAUCAAAACCAUGCUCGAAGACGGGUAUGCAGGCGGGUACAUGUGGAGCCUCAACCCCGAGAGCGCGUACCAGUACAACCCGGCCGACAAGGUGGGCCACUUCACGGAAGGGCUCCUCGAGGACGACUGGAGGCGAGCAAAUGAGCCCUUCCUCAAAGCGAUGUCGGCGCUGGACGCCCUGCCCGAUCUCAAACCCACGCCAUGCUUUCCCACGUCGAGUGGCACGAAUUAGGGUAUAUAUGAUAUAUUCAAUCCUACGUUUUAGGGUUUUC
This is a messenger RNA of Aphanomyces invadans, 1819 nucleotides long. RefSeq lists its product as hypothetical. Gene Ontology annotation, molecular function: hydrolase activity, hydrolyzing O-glycosyl compounds. Lineage: Eukaryota; Oomycota; Saprolegniomycetes; Saprolegniales; Verrucalvaceae. The record is from RefSeq and is a predicted model, not a curated record. The transcript is spliced from 3 exons. The coding region runs from base 16 to 1779 and encodes 587 amino acids.